Molecule: messenger RNA, 1718 nt
Organism: Anguilla rostrata (American eel)
Lineage: Eukaryota; Metazoa; Chordata; Actinopteri; Anguilliformes; Anguillidae
Gene: aprt
Product: adenine phosphoribosyltransferase
Exons: 5
Coding region: 136-684 (182 amino acids)
Biological process (GO): AMP salvage; adenine salvage
Cellular component (GO): cytoplasm
Molecular function (GO): adenine phosphoribosyltransferase activity; adenine binding; AMP binding
Source: RefSeq, a predicted model, not a curated record
AUAGCCUGUGUAUCACGUGACGCAAAGACCGUAGUACACAGAACCUUAAGGCAGUUCCAGGAGCGGCUCCAUACCUACAGUCUCUGCUCGAUACCCAUUAGCGCGCGUUCAUACCGGUUCACAUCCCUGAGUCUCAUGGCUGUGUCAACGAGAAAAGAGAAGCUGGAAUUAAUCGCACAGAGAAUAAGGCCUUUUGUGGAUUUCCCGAGCAAAGGCGUUGUUUUUAGAGACAUUUGUCCACUACUAAAAGAUCCGGAAGCACUAUCUGCCGUUAUUGAUUUGUUUGAAGAGCAUGUAAGGGCAACUUGUCCUGGAGUUGAACUGGUCGUGGGUUUAGAUGCCCGUGGGUUCCUGUUCGGUCCUCUGCUGGCUCAGAGGUUAGGAGUGGGCUUUGCGCUGGUGCGAAAGAAAGGGAAACUCCCAGGACCCACUGUAUCGGUGGCGCACACUUUGGAAUACGGAAAGGCUGAAGCUGAAAUCCAGGAAGACGCAGUGCAUGCUGGGCAGAAGGUCAUCCUCAUCGAUGACCUGCUCGCCACCGGAGGGACGCUGCACGCGGCCUGCGAGCUGAUGAAGAAGCAGCAGGCGGAGGUGCUGGGCUGCCUGGUGGUGAUCGAGCUGACGGACCUGAAGGGGGCGGACAGAAUCGGGCCCGUGCCCGCGUUCUCCCUGGUGCAGUACUGACGGCGUUCCGGCUGCUGGGCUCGCUCUGCGUUCCAUUCCUUUACGUUCCCAAAAACAUUCCUUUAUCUCUGACGUUCACCCCGUUCCAAAAACAUCCAUGCAGUCAACGCAGUGCCCUCUUCAUAUGUGCGGUCAAGUGGGAGAGGAGGGGGGGGAAAAAAACAUAGGACAGGGCUGCUCCACCCAAUUCCUGUAGGUUCUCACUCCAAACCUAAUUUGGCACGGCUGAUUCUGUUAAUUGGCAGCUCAACAAGCUCUCUAGCUGUUGAAUGAGCUGUGGGCUUGUUAGGGUUAAGAGUAAAAACCUACCGGAUGGAGUUGAUCUCCAGGAACAGGGUUGGGCAGCCCCCCCCGAUAUAGGAUUUUUGCUGGAACUGGCAUUCGUAUGCACUUUAUGCAUCUUUUCAUAGGACCUAUAGACAUAUUUUGUCUACUGGAAUUGCACUGAAAUGCAUGUGAGGUUGUAUUGUACAUCUUUAUGAACAGGACAAGGGGAAAAUUCCUAAGGUGGAGAAAUGUCCUUUUAGUACCCUCAAAGUAAUUUUCCUAUAUAGACUUGUCGCAUAUAAUGCUUGUAUGAGUCAUUAGCCUUGUACCAAGGACUGUAGCCCAGGUCCUUGAUGACCUUAAUCUUUUUUUUUUUCUUUUUUUGCCUAAAAUGCCACCGUUACAGUAAUUUAGUCAGUCUGGGUAAAAUGGAAGGGUUAAUAUGCUCAAGAUGCAACUGCAACUUUUAAUUUUUGGAAUCUCUGUGCAGGCUUUAUAAGACUCCAGGAAAAUUUGCCAACCCCCUGCCUUACAGACAGACGAAACAGCCAAAUUUAGCAGUUGGCAUUUGUUUGGUGCCUUUCUGUUGACGCCUCAUAAGCACAGACAUUCCCUUGUGUUACAAUAGAAAAACUGUACAUCUGUUCAUGCUGUAUAAAUAAUCUAGCGCUGUAGGAAACGCUUGAUUCUACAGACUUGCAUUGUUACAAGGAAUUAAGCCCGCCAUUUUAGGCACAACCCAUUUGAUUAAAUACAAUUCCAUGAAA